Messenger RNA from Dujonia railenensis, 498 nucleotides. Lineage: Eukaryota; Fungi; Ascomycota; Pichiomycetes; Serinales; Debaryomycetaceae. The record is from the annotation of a GenBank genome assembly.
AUGUAUGUAUGUACGUAUAUACAUACAUAUAUAUAUAUAUAUAUAUAUAUAUGUACGCAGCACUGCAGGCUACAGAAGACCGGUCAGCUUCACCUGCUCAAGCACCCGAUUUCAUUCACAUGCUGGACUCUCUCGCUACACUAUAAUUCCAAUUCCAGUUCUAGACUUGACACAAAUCGCGUCGCGUCAUGUCUAUUGCAACACAAAAUCAAAGCACUUCCUCCACCACUGAAGGGAAAUUGCGAGAGGACAAAAAAAAAAGAAAAAAGGGAAAAGGUAAAAUCAAAAAAGCAUGACUUCCAGAAGUUUUCCAUUUCGUCGCACUUAACUAGAAUUAAACUACACUAUGACCUCUAUUCUACUUCGCCCUUUUGGAUACCUCCCACUUGGCGGAUAAUUAAAUUUUGUUUCUUUUUUUUUUUUUCUCUUUUUUUUUUUCUUUUUUUUUUUAGCUCAAUUGUUUUUCUCGUUAACCUCCUCCAGUGCCAGAUCGAUUAA